Molecule: messenger RNA, 1032 nt
Organism: Paramecium sonneborni
Lineage: Eukaryota; Ciliophora; Oligohymenophorea; Peniculida; Parameciidae
Source: the annotation of a GenBank genome assembly
AUGAAAUAUCAAUCUAGAUCUAAAAAGUAAAAUUUUCAAAUAGAUUUUACACCAUAUUUUCAGAGUUCGGGAUCUUCAAAUAUAGAUUCUGAUUGUGAAGAUAGGGAAAACUUAAAGAAAAUUAAACAAAAAAAAAUAAAGAAAUAAUCAUUUAAAAGUAAAUCAGGAAAUUGGGGUUCAGGAAGACCAUCUAAAAAUAAGAAAGUUGUUGCUAAUGAUCAAUAGAAUUAAGAAUUCUUUGAUGAUAAUUUAUCAAAUUUAUGGUUUGGAAGAGAUAUUUCUAUGAAAAUAAUAAUCUAUUUAUGUAAAAUGGGGAAUAUGAUAUUUAAAGUUGUAACAGGCAUACCAGCCUCAAAAAUAAAAAAAGGUUUUCUCAAAACUGACGAAAUUGUUCAUGAAGUUAAAAAAAAAUAUUCAAAUUAACUUAAAAAAGAUUUCAAAGUAAUUUAUUUUCAUUAUUCUAGAAUAAAUGUUCUAGACUUCUUUAGUAUUUAGAUUAUCCUGAAGACACUACUUAUAUGUUUUUAGGGAAGAACAACAAUUAUCCUAAUAAAUUAUUUUUAAACAAUUUACCUGAAGAAAUAAAAAUUGGUUUAGAAAUAGUAAUGAAAUACAUUUCUCCAUAAUUUAUUGAUACAUACAAACUUAUUGUAAAAGAAUACUUUUAGAAUUAAAAAUCUGAUUAUAAUAUCAUUGAUAACAUCAUCUCAAAAUUAAUCGAAAAUUACCAAGAUCAUAAAAUGAUUUUCGAUAGACAAUUAAUUUAUGAACUAACAAAAGAUGAUUGCUCUUUUAUUAGUUUAAUUGUAAAUAGUUUAAUUUAUUAUUUUAAAGGAAUCUAAUCCUAUUUAUGCAUCAUUUCACUACAGUCAAAAUUCAACUAUAGGCUUUUUUAACUUUUCUUCUAACACAUUUAAUGACGAGGUAGAAGAAAUUAAAAAAAAAUCAGAAUGGAUUCGAUAAUUUAUUAAAGGAUUUGUUGAAAUUCUAUCAAGUUGCUAUCCUAAAACUUAACUUAUAUAAGAAGAAUGA